Ostrea edulis (European flat oyster) is the source of this 5159-nucleotide messenger RNA. Its product is annotated as serine/threonine-protein kinase MAK-like. The record is from RefSeq and is a predicted model, not a curated record. NCBI's taxonomy places the organism in Eukaryota, Metazoa, Mollusca, Bivalvia, Ostreida, Ostreidae. Gene Ontology annotation, biological process: intraciliary transport; protein phosphorylation; intracellular signal transduction. Gene Ontology annotation, molecular function: protein serine/threonine kinase activity; ATP binding. Bases 1907 to 3655 code for a protein of 582 amino acids. Gene Ontology annotation, cellular component: nucleus; cytoplasm; cilium. The transcript is spliced from 15 exons.
AAAAACUGUCAUGGCGGUGGUAAGUAAUUUCUUUCGAUUCGCGGUUAGGAUUUAGGUACUGGCAAUAUAUAUGAGGUUUUGAUGAAGACUUUAAAUAAUAUUUGAAUUACAUAUCAUUUUUGUGAAUCCUUGAUGAAAAAAAUAAUUGGAUUAAAUUCAAAAUCCCCCUCAGACAACAAUAUGAAUGAGUUUCUAGCUGUUCUAUGUUCUCUUCAUGCAGUCUGUCAUGCUGAUCCAUGCAAUGUCCAUCUAUGAUAUUAUGGAAUUUUCAGCUGUAGUUUUGAAUUCGCCGUAGUAAACGUUGUAACCCUUUCUAUGUAUGACUAUUAUGACUUAAAAUUCGUAAAAUGUGAACCAAGGGCUAUGUGAAAACUCAGAUUGUUUAGUGCAUGCAUCACCAGUCACAUUCAAUUCUGUCUAAUUCUGAUAUAUAGAUUGUCAUUUUGAUAUAUUAGAUACUAGAUAGUAAUCAUUAUUUCUUGUGUGUGAAUCCCGUUGGGAUCCGGGUUAGAAUAGGUCCUCAGUACCCCUUGCUUGAUGUAAGAGGCGACUAAAUGGGGUGUUCCUUCGGAUGAGACUGCAAAAACCGAAGUCCCGUGUCACAGCAGGUGUGGCAUGAUAAAGAUCCCUCCCUGCUCGAUGGCCAUAACGGCAUAAGCGUCGAGCAUAGGCCUAAAAUUUGCAGCCCUUCACCGGCAGUGGUGACGUCUCCAUAUGAGUGAAAUAUUCUUGAGAGGGACGUUAAACAAUAUAUUCAAUCAAUCAAUCUUGUGUGCGAAAAAUUUGAAUUCUACAAAGAUGAUAGAUUUUUUGGGGUGAGAUAUCGGCUUCUCUGCAAUAUUCAGUUUUACUUGAUAUUUUGACUGCCAUUAACACCUGACAUUUGUCACCAGUCAAAAUAUCAUAGCCAAGUUUAAUCUUGGUAUAACCUGUUGUGUGUAUACAGAGGGUGGGUGGGUCUGAAAGAUUGAAAAUUGUAUUGUUUAUUACGAUAGAUUUGUAAAAAUCAUUUUUUAAAGAGAGAACAGCAGACUAAGCAAAGCAUAGAAGGUUUAAAUAGUCUGAAGAAAAUUAUUGGUGUCAACUACAACACAACAUGGAACACUGAGAUAUUAUACAUUUAUUGCAUGAUAGUGAGGGAGAUAUGAAGAUUUAUUCACCCAAGAAAAAUCAUAUUCCCCGAGGGCAACACCCGAGGGGAAUAUGAUUUUUCUUGGGUGAAUAAAUCUUCAUAUCUCCCAAACAUUCAUGCAAUAAAUUGUUUAUUAUACUGAAACAAAGCAAGACUACAAAAGUAUGUUUGAAAUUGGAGUCCGCUCAUCUACAUUGUAUGUAGCUGGGAUCGUCCUAACGGUAACACCAUGCCGUCAACGUAUUACGGUAGAAGGUACAAACAACGAAAUACAGUGAUAUGAUAACCAAUUUUUGUAUUUCCAUUCUCCUUGAGUGCUGAUUUACUUGCUUGUUUUUGUAUCAACCAAAACCAAAACCAUGCGAUUCAACUGUGUAUCAGAGACCCGCAUAUUUUGUGCCUUACGAACUAUGAAAGUAGAAUGACUCGGACUUAUUGUGACGUCACAAUACACUUCGUCUACCUUGACGUUAAAUUUAUGGAAAAUGCACGAGGCUGCCCAAGGGGUAAAUAUGAUAGGGAGAUAUGAUGUCUGAGAGGGAGAUAUGAAGUUUUGUCCUCCCUGGCACGUGACCGUCUAGACCAAUCAGAUUACGCGUUGCAUGGCAUUCUCAUACUGAGGAAAAUACCAUCCAGAAAAAUUGACACAGGACAGAAAAAUGAUGACAUCAAUAACAACUUAACAUACUCAUGGAUGAAUGCAAUAUACCCAGGAUUUUAUCACAAUAUAUCGAGGAUUUGUUUCGUGUGUAGAUGUUUUGUUGAAUAAAGAAGAUGAAUCGCUACCAGAUUAUAAAACAGCUGGGAGAUGGAACGUAUGGGAGUGUACUGCUCGCCAACAGCGCGGAGAACGGGGAGAAAGUAGCCAUCAAAAAAAUGAAGAAAAAAUACUACUCAUGGGAUGAAUGUCUUAAUCUUAGAGAAGUAAAGUCUUUACGGAAACUAAACCAUGCCAAUAUUGUGAGGCUUAAAGAGGUGAUUCGAGAAAAUGACCAGCUUUUCUUUGUGUUUGAGUUUAUGAAAGAGAACUUGUACCAGAUGAUGAAAGACAGGGACAAGUUAUUUCCAGAGUCUGUUAUCAGAAAUGUCAUAUACCAGGUUUUUCAGGGUCUGGCUUUCAUGCAUAAGCAUGGUUUUUUUCACAGAGAUUUAAAACCAGAAAAUCUGCUGUGCACCGGCUCAGAUUGUGUCAAAAUUGCGGACUUUGGAUUAGCACGAGAAAUUAGGUCAAGGCCACCCUACACAGACUACGUCUCAACUCGAUGGUACCGAGCUCCCGAGGUUUUGUUACGCUCCACCAGUUAUAGCUCACCCAUUGAUAUAUGGGCAGUGGGCUGUAUCAUGGCAGAACUGUAUACUCUGAGACCGCUAUUUCCAGGAAGCUCAGAAAUUGAUGAAAUAUUUAAAAUAUGUUCUGUGCUAGGCACACCCAAAAAGGAAGAGUGGGAUGAAGGCUACAAAUUGGCAGCUGCAAUGAACUUCAGAUGGCCACAGUGUGUUGCUAACAACUUAAAGACUUUAAUUCCUAAUGGCAGUAACGAGUCGCUUCAUCUGAUGAAAGAUAUGUUAUUGUGGAACCCACAUAAAAGACCAACAGCUAGUCAGAGUUUACGAUAUCAGUACUUCCAAGUCGGACAGAAUCUGGGAACCACACAGGUCACUAAUCGUCCUCAAGUUACCAACAAAGUCCCGACCCCUGUGAACCCCAGUCCUGUCCACGGGUACCAGGAGGAGAAGUAUUCCUUUAGCCCCAGUAAACCAGUGGAGUCCAAACCUGUCAACUCACCCAUGCAGCCAUCGUAUGGAUUUUCUAAGACUGCUGACAAAAGUGAGCCCAUUGCAAUCUCUGUGAAGAAGAAGCAGCAACCCAGUGGUCGUAAAAGAUGGGGAGGAGGGCUCUCCGACACAUGGGAUGAUUGGGACGAUUUUGAUUAUGGCACCUCACAUAAGAAAAAUACCUCAAAAAAUAUCAUUCCUCCUAUCGCCAACAAGUCGAAAUUUGAACCCAAGAAGCAGAAUUUUUCAAAUAAAGAAAAUUUUGACGAUGAUGACGACUUUUUGUCGAGUAUUCUGAAGAAACCUAGUAAACCUGCGAACAGAAUUCCUUCAGGACGGUCGUCAGCCUCCUCAGCUAAACAGCACUACAUGGGAAAAGCUAGAUACUUGCCAGGUAUAAACCCACGAAACAGUGCCAAGAAAGACAGCCCCAACAGUAUGUGGAACUCUCCAUUAGGAAAACCCUCUCUGGGGGCAUUGCCCAGUGUAGGAGCUAAAAAUAACAAUCUAGGUGCGGGGCCUAGUAGUUACAAUACCAGAAACAAUGCUGAUAAUGCUGGCUAUGUUCCUUCAUUUUUGUCCAAUACCAAAGGUGGCUCAAAUUACCCGCCUGUAAACUGGAAGAGAGCACAGCCAGCUCCCUUAUCAAUAAAUAACAAAAACUCGGCAGGUUAUCGGCAGCCAGUAGGCACCACCACACAUGGGCAUGGACGCACGGACUGGACAGCAAAAUAUUUGAAAUCAUGACUUACUCUAACAGAGAAUUAGAGACUGGCGACUGUGCCACUCACAGACACACAAUGUGCUGACUCAUCUCACCAUUCCCAUUCUGUGAUAUAAAUUUGUUAUUGUGAUGGUUCAAUCAUGACAAGUCCAAUUGUUUAUUACUGCAUGUGUAUUGCUCCAUUUUUGUACAUAGAGUAUGUAUUGCUUGUAUUUCCAUGUAUCGUAGUGAAUGAGAGCUGAAUUACUAGAUACGCAUAAGUUAUAUUCUAAUGAGACAAGUUUAAAUUUCAUGCAAUGUUAAGGAAUGUGUUAGUCGUACAUGAUGCACAUACAUGUAUGAUGGUGCUGUAUGCUGUUCCUCUCCAUUUUUCACGAUUAUUACGAGUGCGUAAUGAUCGGAGGUUUAUUUAACAUACGUUAUGAUUCCGUCCUUGUUUAUUUUACGUGUUUAUGUUACGAUUUUCUAGGAGUGUAAUAUACAGAGAACACAGAUUUGACUAUUUACUGAUAUUUUAUUUGGAAACACGUGAGUUGUGGGGAAAUUUGGCUUUACCUCGAAUUUCAUAGUAAUGUUGAUGUUUUUACAUAUAGCUUUUAAUGAUAUGUUACUUUGAGUGCACAGCUGUUAAAUGGCAGGUUGUUUAGUCUCAGCUUGUAAAUUUUCAGAAAAGACUGCCACUUUCAUAUUCUAUAGCAGAAGCUAGGUAGCUUCUUGUGAUACAAUACUUUGAAUUUUCAGGUCAGAUUUCAAUCACCUGGCAUCAAAAUAUGUACACUCUACAGGUUCGUGACACCCGUAUUCCUUACUAUGUGCAGAACUAAUGGCCGACCUUUAGCAUUGUAUUGUAUAAACCUUGGACUAAAAUUGAUCGAUGGGAGAAAAUAAAAUCUUUCGUUCUCUGAUAUGUCAGUGAGGGGUUUAGUUUAAAUGGACAUUCUCAAACAAAAUUCCUUGUAUCAUGACUUCAAUAUUGACAUAUCCGGCUUUUCAUUAUGAGUGAAUGUUGAAUUAUUUCGAUUGCAACAUCUGGUUUAUGUGUAGUCACCAUAGGAGUUAUGUUAAUAUUUUCAUCAAGUUGAAGUUCUGAUCAUGUGUUCUUGGAAGCCAAAAAACCUCUGACUAAAAGUAUAACGAACUAGUUUCCUAUGGGAUCAGGGUGUUGCUUUUGGAGUAGUUGAGUAGAUUCUUAGGUAAAAUGGCGACAUUUAAAAACAACAACAACACAUUUCUUGUUUGAUUAGUGUUUUAUUUCAUAGGUUCUGUAUCCAAAUUCCAGGAAAAGUUCAAUCCAAUUCAGUAUAGUGGUAGAUCUGUAUGCAUACAAAGGCACCUGUCGUUAGAACAGUUACAUGCAAUAUGCUUGUAAUCAUUGCAUGUACAUGUAAUGAAGUUUUAUAGACAACAGUAAUACUAUAUUUGACAAAGUACUGAGAAGGUACUAGUGUUUUUAAACUCAUCAUGGUUGUAAUAAUCAACAAAGUUUUUAUUGAAGAAAAAAAUGAAUUAAACUUGUUUCAAUUUUGA